This is a messenger RNA of Panicum hallii, 1717 nucleotides long. RefSeq lists its product as uncharacterized. Gene Ontology annotation, biological process: retrograde vesicle-mediated transport, Golgi to endoplasmic reticulum. Lineage: Eukaryota; Viridiplantae; Streptophyta; Magnoliopsida; Poales; Poaceae. Gene Ontology annotation, molecular function: SNAP receptor activity. The coding region runs from base 589 to 1302 and encodes 237 amino acids. Gene Ontology annotation, cellular component: endoplasmic reticulum; SNARE complex. The transcript has 9 exons. The record is from RefSeq and is a predicted model, not a curated record.
CGUUCCCGAGCCCGCGUACCAGCGAGGCCGUUUCCUCGCCUGCCCUCCGCUCUCCGCCCGACCCUCUCCCUGGCCCCCCUCCCCGCCGCCCCUCUCCCUGCGGCGCCUCCGUCUCGUGCUCCGGCGGCUCUGCCCUCCCCCCGCCUCUGCAGCACCUCCCUCUGCACCCGCCUCCCCUCCCCUGUCCCUGCUGUGCGCCGCCGCCCCCCUGAAUCGGGCCGCCCCUACCGUCGCCCCCUGCAUCGAGGCCACGCCACGCUCGUCGGGUCGCACCUGUGAGUGGAUUGGAGGUUGCUUUCGCCGGUUGCUUGACACAGCAAAGGAGCCGCACCUUUCCACCAAAGCAUCAGGGGCUCCAGGGCACCGCAAGUGUCGUUGGGAACCAGAGUAGCUUCUUCUUGUGUUAGCACAUGGUCUGGACUAAUCUGAUGAAGCAAAUUAAAUAGGCUAUUGCCAUAGGAUAAUGUUGUUGUUCCUUAGCGAGAGGAGAAUCGAUUACCCAAGGUGCCACUGCAGUUCAUUUUCCAAGAUUUCCAGCGGUUCUGCUGGAACCCUCAUGCCCCAGGUCAAGCUCGCCACUUCUUCGACAUGAGGCUCAACAAGGUGGAAGUGAACCUUAGAAGGCUGCUGGAGGCGGCUCCUCGGCAGCAGAAUCAGGCUAAGCUUGUCCAUUAUGUAACCACAGCCAGGGAGCUAUUGGAGCAGCUAGGAGCAGAGACCACACCUGAAGGGAUAUCAAGUGUUUCUAAAGCUAAGCUUUCCGAGUAUUCAGAAAAGAUUGAAGCACUAGCUGCCAGGCUCGCUGCUCCAGUGCCUGAAAAUGAAAAGCCAGUUGUUGAAAGCAGAGAAGAAGAAAUCUCUGCUGAAAAAGCUAAGGCGGAAAGCCCAAUAUCUUUAUCGUCAGGAUUGCGAAGGAGAUCAGCAGCUCAUGUCGAGGUUCAACCAAGCCAUCAGGAGCGAAAAGGAGAUAUUGGAGCACCUAUCAAAUUGGAUGCAGAAGCUCAGGCUCGCAUUGAGAAGCACAGGAAGCUGCAAGAAGAUUUAACUGAUGAAAUGGUCGAGUUAGCACGCCAGCUGAAGGAAAGUAGCCUUAUGAUGAACCAAUCUGUGCAAGAGACAGAGAAGAUCCUUGAUUCCACUGAGAGGGCCGUGGAGCACAGCUUGGCAAGCACCGGUCGUGCAACCUCGCGAGCGGCCGAGGUCUACUCGCUGACUUCCAAGACGACGUGCUUCCAGUGGCUGCUCCUCUUUGUGAUGACCUGCAUGUUUGUGAUGGUGGUUCUGCUCAUACGGAUCACUUGAAGGAAGAGGCUGCAGUGGGCACUCUAGUGUGGCAGCCCCUCCCCUUUGUUCAAUGGGCCCUGACUUGACCAGAAACCCCCCAAUCCAGGAGUUUAACCUCACAACAAGAUGGACGGUGCACUGUAAACAGAUGACUUUCUGCGAAGUCUUUGUGGUCAUGGUAUUUUCUAAAACAAGUAUCGACAUUGCGUGUAGCUGGAUGAUUAGCAGCGUGUAGUCUGUAAAACUGGACGACAGCUGCCUGCAUAGAGGCUUGGUGAAAAAUGGCGAUUGCUGUUUUGUUGGUCAGGCCUGAACCCUGAUAUAGUGAGCGGGCUAUGUAUAGUUUACAUUAGCAACCUUGCAGCCAGCACACUGAACACUAUGGCAUGUACUUCCUCCGUUUCAAGAGUAUAGGACAUUUAGUUUUAUCUAA